Tarenaya hassleriana is the source of this 1298-nucleotide messenger RNA. RefSeq names its product electron transfer flavoprotein subunit beta, mitochondrial-like. Gene Ontology annotation, cellular component: cytosol. The transcript has 6 exons. The record is from RefSeq and is a predicted model, not a curated record. Gene Ontology annotation, molecular function: electron transfer activity. Bases 13 to 771 code for a protein of 252 amino acids. NCBI's taxonomy places the organism in Eukaryota, Viridiplantae, Streptophyta, Magnoliopsida, Brassicales, Cleomaceae.
CAAAUAAAGCCCAUGAUGACCAUAUACAAGUUCACCGGCGAGGCCUUGCCUUUCUCCGCCGCCGGGAAAAUCGAAUCAGAGAGCUACCACCGUGCGAUAAAGAUACUGGUCGCCGUUAAGCGGGUCGUCGACUACGCCGUCAAGAUCAGGGUCAAACCUGACAAGACCGGGGUCGAUGUACAGAAUGUGAAGAUGUCGAUGAAUCCGUUCCGCGAGAUCGCGCUCGAAGAAGCCCUUCGAAUCAAAGAGGCGGGCAUCGCCGGCGAAGUCGUCGCCGUCAGCAUCGGACCCGCCCAGUGCGUCGACACGCUACGGACGGGUCUAGCGAUGGGUGCGGACCGGGGAAUCCAUGUGGAGGCGAAUCCAGACCUUGUCCCUCUGACGAUUGCGAAGAUUAUGAAGAAGCUCGCUGAGAUCGAGAACCCUGGGUUGGUUUUCCUUGGUAAACAGGUACCUUGUCUGGCAAUAGACGAUGACUGCAACCAAACUGGACAAAUGGUCGCAGGAUUGCUUGGUUGGCCACAGGCAACAUUUGCCUCAAAGGUUGUAUUGGACAAGGGCAAACAGGUGGCAACAGUGGAUAGAGAAGUGGACGGCGGCCUGGAGACCGUUAGUGUGGACUUGCCUGCCGUGAUAACAACUGACUUGAGACCGAUAAAGAAAAUGACGGCCGAGGAUCUGAACAUAGACCUGGAACCCGACAUUGAGAUCGUUGAAGUCAAGGAGCCAAGAGGAAAGCAGGUGUCGUCGUUUCAUCGGUGGACGAAUUGAUCGAUAAGCUCAGAAACGAAGCUCGUCUACUUUGAAAAAGAAACCCCCUUUGUUGUGAUCUUGAAGCUGUCUAAGGGUCAGCUUGACACAGCGUCAAAGUCAUUUGCCGUGGGACAUGAGAUCGCGGAUUCAAAUCAAUCUCUCUCUAUAAAAAGUAAGGAAGUAUCUUCUUUUCCCAACUCUCCACUAGAUAGAUAUCGGAAUUGAAUUGCAAAGUGUAUCCCCCAUCUCGGGUUCGAAUCUCAAGUUGGAAAGGGAGCAUAAUUCAAAUCACAUGGUUCGAUCCCAUUCCCAAAAUUAGUCUGGACCUCGACAUAGAAUCCAUAAUACCCAGCUACCCAAAAAAAUCUUGAGGCUGUCCUAGGAAUGGUAAGCAUCUUCCCACGUUUUGCCAUCUCGAAAAUGGAUCGUUCUUGGACACUGAGUGGGCGUAUAUUUAGGGUUAUUUGUGGUUGAGAUCGUUCUUGGUUGAGAUCCUUAUUUGUGGUUAAGAACUCCUAAAUAAAAUUAAUUUUAUUUUUCUGCAA